Messenger RNA from Condylostylus longicornis, 677 nucleotides. Its product is annotated as serine protease snake-like. The coding region runs from base 63 to 677 and encodes 204 amino acids. NCBI's taxonomy places the organism in Eukaryota, Metazoa, Arthropoda, Insecta, Diptera, Dolichopodidae. The record is from RefSeq and is a predicted model, not a curated record. Gene Ontology annotation, molecular function: serine-type endopeptidase activity. The transcript is spliced from 2 exons. Gene Ontology annotation, biological process: proteolysis.
UUGGGGGGUAAGGCUUUAUAUUGUGUAGAAAAAUUGAGAAGAAAUUGUUAAAAUUAAAAUUAAUGGAAAAUCAAUUUCUUUGUUUUAGGGAAGCGCCAAAUUUUGUUAAACUGGGUGAUGUAAAUUUAAAUAUAAGAGAAGGUGUUGUUGCAACUCAAAGAUUUCGUAUUGAUAAAAUUAUAAUUCAUCCAAAUUAUAAUGCUGAUUUAAAUUAUCAUGAUAUCGCUCUUAUUAAAUUAUCUAAGCCAGCUGUUUUUACGAUUUAUGUACAUCCUAUUAGAAUGUGGCCACAACGAGAUAUACCAUAUACAAUGGCAUUUGCAAUGGGUUAUGGUGCUACAACAUUUGGUAGAAUACCAACUGGUGUCUUAAGUUUUUUAAAUUUUACAUUAAUUGGAAAUAAAGAAUGUAAUGAAUCAUUAGCACAUAUCGAAGAAACACCAUAUGGUAUAGUUGAUAGUCAAAUAUGUGCUAUAAAUACUCAAACAUCUGCUGAUAUAUGUCAAGGAGAUUCAGGUGGACCAUUACAAUUACAUUUACCGGGUUUGGAACGUCCAAAUUAUUUUUUAAUUGGUGUAACAUCAUUUGGUUUGAUAUGUGGUAGUAGAUCACCAAGUGUUUAUACUAGAGUUCAUUCAUAUUUAGAAUGGAUAGAAGAUACAAUUUGGCCAGAUUAA